UCAGGACCAGAGGCAUGGGGUGGGCGCUGCGGCUCUGCCUGCUGGUGACUCUGGGCUGCCCUUGGGGCAGGGUCCAUGGGGUGAAGGAAACGGUGCUGGGUACCCUGGGCCAGGCGACGAUGCUGCGGAUCCCCCCGGAGCUCCGGGCCCUCACCCUGCGCUUCGGAGCUGGGCUCUGGAAGCGGGACACCGAGGACCCACAGCGGAAGCUGAUCCUGCUCAAGUACGCGGACGGGACCCACACCAACUACGUGCGGGACCGAGCCCGCUUCCACGAGCUGGAUUUCUCCCUGGAGAUCCUGAACACCAGCCGGCAGGACGGGCAGCUCUACGAGUACAGCGUGAGCAAGGGGCCCGAGGAGAAGGUCUGGCGGAUACAGCUGGAGGUCUAUGAGCCUGUGUCCCCCCCCAGCAUCCAGAUCCUCAGCUGGGUGCUGGCCAACGGCACCUGCAGCAUCACCCUCGACUGCGCUGCGGAGCGAGGGGACAGCAUCGCCUACAGCUGGGGCAGCGCCGACGCCAUCGCCUCGGGGCCCUGCUCCCGCAACAGCAGCCUCCUGCACCUCACCCUGCCCCUGCACAGCUCCAGCAUCUCCUGCUCCUGCACCGCCAGCAACCCCGUCAGCACCCGCAGCGUCGCCUUCCGCUCCUCCCGGUGCCGCCAGCAGCGAGCGGGCAGUGCCGGGCCGGGGCCGCAGGGUCUCCUGCUCGUGGUGGUGGUGGUGGUGCCCAUGGGUGCAGUGAUGCUCAUCGGGGCCCUCGUGGUUGCCCGUGUGGCCAAGGCCGGGGGCGGGCAGGGGGGCUCAGCCCCCCCCGAGGACAGCGCAGUGCACACCAUCUACUCCCAGGUGCAGCGGAGGCAGAGGCAGAAAGGAGCCCCCAUCACCGAGCCCCCCUCCUGCAUCACCAUCUACACCACAGCCACCAGCCAGCCCCUGGACACGGCACUGGUCCCCAGCGCAGCCCCUUGUGCCCCACGGGACCCCCCGGCACAGCCCCACACCCUGCAGGGCCACCUCGUACAGAGCCCCAUCAAGGAGCCCACGACCGUUUAUGCCAGCGUGAUGAUGCCCACGGCCUGAGCCUCUGCAGGCAGCCUCUGC
Molecule: messenger RNA, 1103 nt
Organism: Pezoporus flaviventris
Lineage: Eukaryota; Metazoa; Chordata; Aves; Psittaciformes; Psittacidae
Gene: SLAMF1
Product: signaling lymphocytic activation molecule family member 1
Exons: 7
Coding region: 15-1082 (355 amino acids)
Source: RefSeq, a predicted model, not a curated record